AUGCUUUUCUCGGCUACUAAGAUCCUGACCGUGGCUCUGGCCAUGGUCAACUAUGUCGCUGCCGCUCCCGUCGAACUGGCGGAGCGCGACCAGAAGGUCAUCAUUGGCUAUCGAACCGUGGACGAGAAAAAAGCCGAGGCCUACAACAAGCAUGAGACUGUUGUCUGGUAUACCGCUAGCGGCAUUCAGCUGGGCGAUGUCGUCUACCUCACGCCCGCUCCGGGACAAUGGAAGGUUCCCGAGAAUUACUGGCACUGUGUCAUCUACGCCGACCAUAGCAAAUGGCUCGCGGCCAAGAAGGCCUGGAUUCCCGAAACCUACGACGGCAAGACGCUGUGGUAUGAACCCAAGAAUAUCGAUUCGUACCUCAAGAACACCCGCCACGAGACACCCGAUGAGACCCUUCGCCUGUCUGUCAUUAAGGGAGACGAAGCGGUCCUCCAGUUGGGUAUCCCUAAGCACAUGCUGGGUAAAACUAGCCACUUGGGUCUUACGGCGAGUUGCAAGCCCAAGGCGUCGGACCUUCCUCAGCAUUCGGUGAACUACAAGACUUUGAACAAUGUGGUUGGGACCCCUCAGUGAGGAUAGAAUGCUCUGUCUUGACAUACUGGGGAAGAUGUGCGCAGGUUUGAGGUGCCGUGCUAAGGAGAGAGUUGCGAUGUUUGGUAUUUAGAUUUGAUCUCUCAUGUUUUAGUAUUCAGUUGGAAUCUCGAUGUAUAUUAUAGCUUGGACUAUGACUUAUAUAACCGUAUUCAGCGGAUGUCUCAUCUU
Aspergillus ibericus CBS 121593 is the source of this 771-nucleotide messenger RNA. RefSeq lists its product as uncharacterized. Lineage: Eukaryota; Fungi; Ascomycota; Eurotiomycetes; Eurotiales; Aspergillaceae. The record is from RefSeq and is a predicted model, not a curated record. Bases 1 to 582 code for a protein of 193 amino acids. The transcript has 3 exons.